Molecule: messenger RNA, 564 nt
Organism: Scheffersomyces stipitis CBS 6054
Lineage: Eukaryota; Fungi; Ascomycota; Pichiomycetes; Serinales; Debaryomycetaceae
Exons: 1
Coding region: 1-564 (187 amino acids)
Source: RefSeq, a predicted model, not a curated record
AUGACUACCACAGCAGAGUUUAACUAUAUAACUCUCUCUGGGUCUACGUCCUCGUUGGAAUUAUCAGAAUUCCAAGACUACUUGACCUACUCCACUGUUAUGCCCAUCUUUGAAGCCCCUGCUCCUGUCCAACCCCCUAGAAAGAUGUCUGCGUCGUCCGAAGAAGUUCCCCAAAGGUCUCCAGCCAGACCCCUGAAGCUUGAUUUCCACAAAUUAGAAUUGCCCUCUUCUCCCACAUCUAGAUAUUCUAUGUCAGAUGCCUCGUCAUUCGAGGAAAAAAGCACCGACUAUUCCUCCAUAUCCGAAGCCUCCAUUUUCACUAGAACCCCUCCGUCCUCUCCAGGUCCAGAAAUCAGGACCAACCAGGAAGUUGAAUUAGACGAGUUUGGUUUGGACUUGAACGGUAUUGACGAGGAAGAACUCUUUGAAGAAAUGCAGCUCACAGAAAACGGAAAGUCGUCCAACGUGAUAUUCGAAAUAGACACAGUCAUCACAGUAGUGGGCAUUCACGAUGGUACAUCCCCACUCUCAUACAUUCAUGUCAAGGCUGGUACACCACAGUAA